AUGGUACGCGUGACUGUGGAGUUUGGCGGUGGCACCGAGCUGCUUCUUGCUCCGCCACAUGAGAAGGUGCAUCAGCUUGAUAUACCUAAAAUCCACGGGACUGACCCUGAUGUGCGUGCGUUGGUUCAAUACAUACGUCAGCAUCUAAUCCAAGAGCGGGAAGAGCUUUUUGUUGAGGGCGAUCAUGUGCGCCCUGGCAUUCUCGUGCUCAUCAAUGACAGUGACUGGGAAUUGGAAGGCGAGAUGGACUAUGUGCUUCAGCCGAAUGAUCGUAUUGUAUUUAUUAGCACACUGCAUGGUGGCUAG
Messenger RNA from Malassezia pachydermatis, 306 nucleotides. Its product is annotated as ubiquitin-related modifier 1 like protein. Gene Ontology annotation, cellular component: nucleus; cytoplasm. Gene Ontology annotation, molecular function: protein tag activity. The record is from RefSeq and is a predicted model, not a curated record. Lineage: Eukaryota; Fungi; Basidiomycota; Malasseziomycetes; Malasseziales; Malasseziaceae. The transcript is spliced from 2 exons. Gene Ontology annotation, biological process: protein urmylation; tRNA thio-modification. The coding region runs from base 1 to 306 and encodes 101 amino acids.